Messenger RNA from Neurospora tetraspora, 972 nucleotides. RefSeq lists its product as uncharacterized. The record is from RefSeq and is a predicted model, not a curated record. The coding region runs from base 1 to 972 and encodes 323 amino acids. The transcript has a single exon. Lineage: Eukaryota; Fungi; Ascomycota; Sordariomycetes; Sordariales; Sordariaceae. Gene Ontology annotation, molecular function: oxidoreductase activity, acting on the CH-OH group of donors, NAD or NADP as acceptor.
AUGACGACCCUCCGACAGCUACACCUCCCUCUCCGCCUGCUCUCCAAGCCCCUCUCCACAACCUACCCCCGAUGGCGCUUCCUCUCAACACACCAACCUCCCAAGCCCCAACCCCCCAUCAAAUCAGCCAUCAUCACCGGCGCAGCCCGGGGCAUAGGCCGCGCCAUCGCCCACCGCCUCGCCGCCGACGGCUACGCCCUAACCCUCAACGAUCUUCCCUCCUCCUCACAAACCGAUGACGCCCUCACAACCCUCUGCCACGACCUCCGCACUCUCGGCCACUCCGCCCAUCCCUUCCACGCGGACAUCACCUCCCCCGACUCCGUCUCCGCCCUCCUCUCCUCCCACUUGUCAGUAUACGGCUCUUUAUCAACAAUGGUCGCCAACGCAGGCAUCGUCGCCGCCCAACCUCUCCUCACCGUCACCACCAACGACUUCCUUCACAUGUUAAACAUCAACGUCAUCGGCGUCUUCAACUGCUACCGCGCCGCCGCCGAACAAUUCAUCAAACAAGGAACGAGUGGAAAACUGAUAGGCGCGUCGAGCGUGGCUGGGCUGAGGGGUAUACCGAUGUUGGGGCCGUAUACGACGAGUAAGUUUGCUGUGAGGGGACUGACGCAGGCGUUUGCGGCGGAGUUGGCGGGGGAGGGGAUCACGGCGAAUGCGUAUGCUCCCGGGGUGGUGGAGACGGGGAUGUGGGAUACGAUUGGGGAGGGGCUUGAGAGGGUUGAGAAGGCAAGAGCGGAAGGUUUGGAAGGAGGAGGCAAAAGAGGGGUGGAAGAAGAAGGGGCGGUAGGGGGGGAAGGAGCGAAGGCCCGGGUGAUCAAACGCUUCACGGACGCGAUGGUGCCGUUGAAGAGGUCAUCUACGCCGGAGGAUGUGACGGGGUUGGUUGGGUUUUUGGCGAGUGAGGGGGCGGAUUAUAUCACGGGUCAGACUUAUGCUGUUGAUGGUGGGAUUUACUUUACUUGA